This is a messenger RNA of Vicia villosa (hairy vetch), 2648 nucleotides long. Its product is annotated as pentatricopeptide repeat-containing protein At4g18520, chloroplastic-like. NCBI's taxonomy places the organism in Eukaryota, Viridiplantae, Streptophyta, Magnoliopsida, Fabales, Fabaceae. The transcript has 2 exons. Gene Ontology annotation, biological process: RNA modification. The coding region runs from base 202 to 2067 and encodes 621 amino acids. Gene Ontology annotation, molecular function: protein binding; RNA binding. The record is from RefSeq and is a predicted model, not a curated record.
AGGGAUAAAUUUGGAUUGACAUAAAAAGCGGCGGCCUCAUUAAUGUUAUCCUUUGCACCUCAUUUUCCCUCUUUGCUUCUGAACUGCCAUUGCUCCAUCCCACACUUCAAACAUCCCUCUUUCCCUGCUCCGGAGGCGGGAUAUUUAUAUUCAAACUUCCUUCUUUUCCUCUUUCUUCUCUCUCAAUCUCAUUCUCCCUGAAUGGAGUUACCAACCACUACUAUUGUUCUUCAUUCUUGUUCAUAUUCAUCCUUCCAUUCUCUUCCACCCAAAUUUCUCAAUCUUAAAUCACCUCUUCCUGAUUUACCUUCUCCCUUAUCCAUUACUACCACCAAUUCACUUCGCUCUUCAUUCUUCCCUUUCUUCUACAAAGAUUUGGAAAAACUUCGCAACACAUGCUUGGCUGCUGUAAAAGUCUAUGAAGCCGCAACUGAGAGUAAUGAAGUACUAAAUUCUUCUUACCAGAAGAUAGACAAAGAUUCAGUGGCUAAUUGGCUCCGACUGUGUUAUGACCUGGAAGAAGUAGGAAGGAUACACACAGUUAUCUUGAAAUGUUUUAGAGAUUCAAGUACUUAUGUUGAUAAUAAUUUGAUUUGUAGUUAUUUAAGAUUCGGUAACUUAGCUCGGGCACGUAAGGUGUUUGAUGGAAUGCUGAGAAGAGAUACAGUUUCAUGGACUGCUAUUAUUGAUGGGUAUUUAAAGUUUAACUUGGAGGAUGAAGCUUUUGAGUUAUUUUGCGGUUCAAUUAAGCACGGGGUUCGGCCGAAUAAUAAGAUGUUUGUUUGCUUCAUGAAUUUGUGUUGUAAAAGAGAGGAUAUAGCGUUGGGGAAACAAGUCCAUGCGUGUAUCUUGAAAAGUAACUGGAGGAAUUUGAUUGUUGACAGUGCAGUUGUUAAUUUUUAUUCGAAGUGUGGUAAUAUAUCAAGUGCGUUUAGAAUGUUUGAUCGUAUGGAGAAGCGAGAUGUGGUUUGUUGGACAACGAUGAUUACUGCUUGUUCCCAACAAGGGUUGGGAUACGAUGCCUUGUUAAUGUUUUCGCGGAUGCUAUGUGAUGGGUUCUUUCCUAAUGAGUAUACCGUAUGUGCUGCACUGAAGGCUUGUGGAGAAAAUAAAGCAUUGAAAUUUGGGGCGCAGCUACAUGGUGCGAUAGUAAAGAAAAUCUGCAAGAAUGAUGUUUUUAUAGGAACUUCUCUAAUUGAUAUGUAUGCGAAAUGCGGGGAGAUUGAUAGUUCUAAAAAGGUGUUUGAUAGAAUGAGGGUUAGAAAUACGGCUACAUGGACGUCGAUUAUAUCAGGGUAUGCGCGGAAUGGGUUUGGCGAAGAGGCUUUAAACAUUUUUCGAUUAAUGAAGAGGAAAAAAAUAUAUGUUAAUAAAUUGACACUUGUAUGUGUUAUGAUGGCUUGUGGUACAAUUAAAGCUUCACUAAUUGGAAGAGAGGUUCAUGCGCAUAAAAUCAAAAGUAUUGUCCAUACUAACACGUACAUAGAAAGCUCUUUGGUAUGGUUCUACUGCAAAUGUAAACAAUACUCUCAUGCUUUAAAUGUGCUCAAACAUAUGCCUUUUAGGGAUGUUGUUUCAUGGACUUCCAUUAUUUCCGGGUGUGGUAGGCUCGGGCUUGAAACCGAGGCUCUGGAGUUUUUGCGGGAAAUGAUGGAGGAAGGUGUGUCGCCUAACUCCUAUACUUACUCGGCAGCUUUGAAAGCUUGUGCGAAAUUAGAAGCUCCAAUGCAAGGAAAAUUGAUUCAUUCUAAUGCAAGCAAGAACCCUGCUAUGGCUAAUGUAUUUGUGAACAGUGCUUUAAUAUAUAUGUAUGCGAAAUGCGGAUACAUUGCGGAUGCUUUUCAAGUUUUUGACAACAUGCCAGAGAGGAAUUUGGUUUCUUGGAAAGCCAUGGUCUUGGGUUAUGCGAGGAAUGGGCAUUGUAACAAGGCCCUAAAGCUCAUGUAUAGAAUGCGAGCUGAAGGUUUUGUAGUGGAUGAUUAUAUUUUUUCGACAGUUCUUACGGCGUGUGGAUGCAUCGAUUGUGGAGACAUUGACUGGGAUCUCGAGUCUUCUGCAAGACUGUAGACUUAGGGGAUGAACCUAAUUAGAUAUAUAUAGGAAAGAAAUGUUAUAGAAGUAAUUAAUCCAUUUCCUUUAUCAUUUGAAUCGGAGUUUAAUUGUAAUCGGUUACAUGAUUUCUGUGCAAGACUUGUUAUGAUCUUCAAGUCUUCACUUGGGUAAGCCUUACUCUUUGUGGUGUUCACUAUCAUAUUAUUAACAACAUGAUUCUGAAAUACCCUUUGGUUAUUCUGUUCUGUCAUGAUCUAGAGUAAGACACAAUUUACCAGCAGUUGGAUUUAUGCCCUCUGGUUGCACAAAUGGCAGAUACAGUUUAUGCUUGGAAUUCAACUUUAAACUGGCAUAUGAACAUUCCAAUGUAUGUUAUUGCUAUCAUUUUCUAUGAUUAGAUUUAAUGAAUAUAUCUAUAUUAGUCCUUUUAGGGGUGUGAAAGACCUAAACCGGUACUUUAAUCCAUUCUAACUCAUAAGCUUUGGGUUGGGUCUGACCUGGAAAGGCUUUGAUCCUAAACCAACCUUCAUAUUUGAGAUUUUAUCUUGACACCCUACAAGUUCAACCUUCAUAUUUGAGAUUUUAUCUUGACACCC